AGAGUGCUAACUACUUGUUUUAUCAUUUAGUACUGGCUCUCAAUGUUACAAUCACCGGCCAAAGUCCUAACGGCCACGAUGGGGAUGGCAACAUUUCACCCAGUGAGAGCUCAGACGGCGAGACGGAAAAGAAAAUCGAGGAACAGAAGAACGAGGAUAGACACAAGCGUCUCCUUAAGAUCUUUGGGGCCAUGGCGAUUAAAAACCUGAAAAACGCAGGGAUGCCAGUUCCACCCCAGGCUGCUGGAAUAGCGAGUCAGCAAGGGAGCCCCAAGAAGCCACAGAAGCCCCUUCACACUGGAAGGAAGAGCAAACCAGGCAAUGCAGUCCAAUCUUCCACAACCCAACCACCCACAGCUCAACUGCCCACAUUUGGAUCUCUGAAGAGCAUGCUCGAGGAUCCGGAAUUCAAAAAGCUCUCCAAAGCACGGAGGGGCGAGGAAAUUGCCUCCUUGCGAAAUCUGGGCUGGCCACACCUUGGGUAAAUUCAAACUCGAUUCCGAAGACCUGAAGAAGUUGCCAGGGUACCCAACCACCAAGAGACCGUUCC
Molecule: messenger RNA, 550 nt
Organism: Penicilliopsis zonata CBS 506.65
Lineage: Eukaryota; Fungi; Ascomycota; Eurotiomycetes; Eurotiales; Aspergillaceae
Exons: 3
Coding region: 192-485 (97 amino acids)
Source: RefSeq, a predicted model, not a curated record